AUGGCGUACCGAGUGCUGGAGGUCACCCUCCUGUCAGCCAAGGACCUGAAGAGCGUGAACCUCAUCACGCGCAUGGAGGUGUACGCGGUGGCGACCAUCUCCGGCGACCCGAUCACUCGCCAGUGCACCCCGCCGGACCCCCACGGCGGCCGCAACCCGACCUGGAACGCCACGCUCCAGUUCGCCGUGCCGCCCACCGCCGAGGAGGCCACGGGCGGCUGCCUCCACAUCCUCCUCCGCGUCGAGCGCAUCUUCGGCGGCGACCGCGACGUCGGCGAGGUCAUCGUGCCCCUGUCCGAGAUCCUCACCGGCGUCGGGCACGGCGCCGACUACGGCGCCCACAGCAUGCCACAGUUCGCGUCCUACCAGAUCCGCAAGGUGCACCGCACCGAGGUGCGCGGCCUGCUCUACCUCACGUAUCGUCUCGGCCCCAUCGUGCUGCCGGAGCCCCAUCUGGAGGUACCCGUCGACGAGUGGCCGGUCGUGGCGUACCCGGCGAAGCAGGUGAUGCCGCCGCCGCCGCCUCCACCGCAGGCUGCCUGGCCCGGGUAUGUGGCCGCGGCACCGCCGGCAAAACCACCUGCCGGCUACGUGGCUGUGCCACCGCCUCCACCUGCAAAGCCAGCCGGCUACAUGGAUGUGCCGUUUUCGCCUGAGAAAGCACCCGGGCAUACGGCCUGGCCGUCUCCAAUACCUUACUGGUACGGGUCCGCGCCAUCACCUGCAAAGCAAGAAGGGCAUGCCGCCGUGCCGCCGUCUCCGAAACCUUCUGGGUACGGGACCGCGCCAUCGCCUGCAAAGCACGAAGGGCAUGUCGCCGUGCCGCCGUCUCCUCAUCCUUAUGGGUACGGGAGCGCGCCAUCGCCGGCAAAGCAAGAAGGACAUGUCACCGUGCCGCCGUCUCCGAAACCUUCUGGGUACGGGGCCGCGCCGUCGCCUGCAAAGCAAGAAGGACAUGUCGCCGUGCCGCCGUCUCCAAAGCCAGCCGGCGGACAUGUCGCCGUGCCACCGUCUCCUGAACCAUCCGGUCGGGUGGUGUCCAUGCCGCCUUCUUCAAAACCAGUCGGGCGUGUGGUGUCUAUGCCACCGUCUACUCCGAAACCAUCAGGUCAGGUGACGUCCAUGCCACCUUCUCCAAAGCCAGUGGAACGUGCGGUGUCCAUGCCGCCGUCUCAGAAACCGGUCGAACGUGUGGUGUCCAUGCCGCCGUCUCAGAAACCGGCCGGGCCUGCGGUGUCCAUGCCGCCGGCUCCGAAACCGGUCGACCGUGUGGUUUCCAUGCCGCCGUCUCAGAAACCGGCCGGGCAUGUGGUGUCCAUGCCGCCGGCUCCGAAACCGGUCGACCGUGUGGUUUCCAUGCCGCCGUCUCAGAAACCGGCCGGGCAUGUGGUGUCCAUGCCGCCGGCUCCGAAACCAGUUGAACGUGUGGUGUCCAUGCCGCCGGCAUCGAAACCAGUCGAACGUGCCGUGUCCAUGCCGCCGUCUCAGAAACCAGUCGGGCGUGUGGCGUCCAUGCCGCCGUCUCCAAACCCAACCGAGCAGCAUGUGUCCUUGCCGCCAUCUGCAAAACCAGCGGCACAAGUGGCCCCGCCACCGUCUCCAAAACCUUCUGGAUACGAGGCCCCGCCACCGUCUCCUCCUAAACCAGCUGCAAAUGUGGCCGUGCCGCCGUCCCCAAAACCAUCAAGUCAUUACACCGUGCCGCCGUCUCCAACACCCGCCGGACAUGUCGCCACCAUGCCGUCGUCGUCUCCGAAACCACCUGUUCAUGCGGUGCCGCCAUCUCCAAAGACAAGCACGCAUGUGACCGUGCCGCCGUCGCCAAAUCCAGCCGGCGGAUAUGUGUCCGUGCCGCCGUCUCCAAUGCCAUCCGGCGGGCAUGUGUCCAUGCCGCCGUCUCCGUCACCAUACGGCCAGGUGGUGUCCAUGCCGCCUGCUCCAAAACCAGCCGCCCAAGUGGCCGUGGCCCCGCCUCCGAAACCAGCCAACUUGCCGGCAGAUCACAACCCCAGCAUGGAGUUCGGGUGGGGGCUGGGCGCCGGCCUGGUCAGCGGCGCAAUCAGCGGGAUGCUGGCCGGCGGCAACAAAGGAGAACCGAUGGCGUACGCACCACAAGCCCCUCCACUCGCCCGCAGCCGUCAAGUGUCUGUGUCUAAGACGUACGGCAGAGAUGUUUACACGCACUAA
This is a messenger RNA of Triticum turgidum subsp. durum (durum wheat), 2187 nucleotides long. The record is from the annotation of a GenBank genome assembly. NCBI's taxonomy places the organism in Eukaryota, Viridiplantae, Streptophyta, Magnoliopsida, Poales, Poaceae.